Molecule: messenger RNA, 3422 nt
Organism: Cheilinus undulatus (humphead wrasse)
Lineage: Eukaryota; Metazoa; Chordata; Actinopteri; Labriformes; Labridae
Product: leucine-rich repeat neuronal protein 2-like
Exons: 2
Coding region: 477-2843 (788 amino acids)
Cellular component (GO): extracellular matrix
Molecular function (GO): protein binding
Source: RefSeq, a predicted model, not a curated record
AGAAGUGAUAUUUCAGGAAUCUUAAGAGAUCCACAAACGUGUGGAGAGGGAGAAGAGGAGCACAUGAAGCAACCAGAAAAAAACGACACACAAAUGAAGACAAGAAGGAGCGACAGACAGAGAUGUAGCCGUUACUUCAGCCGAGCAGAGAGCUGCCAUGCUGCGAGCCACGAAUCCUCCACCUGUGGCCAGGAUAUGAGAUCGAUGGUGUGACAACAAAAGCUGUUAUCAAGCAACAGCCAUUGCAUAGUCCCUGUUCUGCCACUGCUAUCAAAGUUACACAUAAAAACACUCUGUAACAGAGUCCUUGUUGCAGAAGAACGCUGUCAACGGUAUAGAUGCUCACUACUGAACUUUUUCUUGAAGGAAUGGCAAGGAAGCAAUACUGAAAAAACUUCACAAACGUUUCUGGUCAAAUGAUUCUUUCCUCAUAAACCUCCCCUUAUCUGAAUCUGGUCCUGUGACCUGUGAGGAUUAUGAGGCCGACUUCAGCAUUUCUGCAGACACAGUGUCUCCUGUGUGUGUUUGUUGGUGUAUGCGUGCCGGCUGUUGUUGUAGGAUCACUACCUCACGCACUGCCCUGGCAUGUCUCUUGCCCGGUCCGGUGUGUGUGUCAGAUCAAGCCUUGGUUCUCCCCUGAUUCUGUCUACCAUGAAGCACCCACUGUGGACUGCAACGACCUGCUGUUGACCAGACUUCCUCAGCCCAUACCCCUUGACACGCACACCCUACGCCUGCAGAGUAACCUUCUGUCUGAGAUAGACACUGCCGUGCUGCAUGGACUACCCAACCUCACCGACCUUGACCUUUCUCAGAAUCGCUUCAGCCGCGUUAGGUCAAUAUCAAAGAGCCCCUCCCUGCCUUCUCUGUUGUCCCUACAUCUGGAGGAAAACCAUCUCAGUCACCUCCCUGACGCCUCCUUCUCCUCACUGCCAAACUUGCAGGAACUCUUUCUCAGCCAUAACAACUUACACUCAAUAGCACCUGGAGCAUUUGCAGGACUCGACUCCCUGCUGCGACUGCAUAUCAAUAACAACAGACUCACCACAGUUGACCCUCGGUGGUUCAAGGCUUUGCCUCGUUUGGAAGUUCUGAUGCUUGGGGGGAACCCUGUAGAGGCUCUGCCUGAACAAGGCUUCCAGGCCCUGAAAUCCCUUCGCAGUCUUGUCCUUGGCGGCAUGGGACUAAGAGGUUUGGCAGAAAAGGCUCUUGAAGGGUUAGAGGGCCUAGAGAGCCUCUCUUUCUAUGAUAACAAGCUUACUAAAGUCCCCACUCAGGCUCUAAGGAGAGUGCCAGGACUGAAGUUCCUUGAUCUCAACAAAAACCGCAUCAAGCUGAUUGAGACGGGAGACUUCAGAGACAUGGUCCACCUGAAGGAGCUUGGAUUGAACAACAUGGAAGAACUGGUGUCCAUAGAGAGAGGAGCUCUAGACAACCUUCCAGAGCUCACCAAACUCGAGAUCACCAACAACCCACGGUUGUCCUACAUACAUCCACAAGCUUUCCUCCAGCUGGGCAGGCUGGAGAGUCUCAUGCUCAACUCCAACUCUCUCAGUGCUCUGCACCAGCAUGUUGUGCUCUCACUGCCAAGUCUUCAGGAGGUCAGCUUACACUCAAACCCACUGCGAUGUGACUGCCUUUUCCACUGGGCCGCUGAAGAAACCUCUCACCCUCCCACUGAAGAAACACAAACACCUCGGAUGGUGCGUUUCAUCCAACCUCAGGCCACGCUGUGCUCUGAGCCUCCAGAGCUGAGAGCUCGCAGGGUUAGAGAGGUCUCCUCCAGGGAGAUGUCGGCCUCAUGCCUCCCUGUGAUCCCUACCAGCUCCCUCCCCUCGUAUGUUGGGGUAAGAGAGGGAGGAAAGUUGGUCUUGCACUGCCGGGCUCUUGCAGAUCCUCAGCCUGAACUGUACUGGGUAACUCCCUCUGGGCUCAGACUUGGUCCUGUACCAAGUAGUUUAUCUAAAGGCUCACCAGCUCCAAAUACCUGCCACAGCAUGACAGUUUCUGAGGGAUUCAACCAGAAAAAUGCCCCUGGCGUCUCUCCUGGCUACACUCAGAAUGAUACUCCCUGUAACUCCUCCAAACACUACCGGCUACUGCCCGAGGGGACUCUGGAGAUGAACAAGGUGACUCUCAGCGAGGCAGGGUUGUAUACCUGUGUAGCUGAGAAUGCACUGGGUGCUGAUACACGAAGUGUUACUGUGGGUGUUCAUAGCAGGGAAAAGAAAAGAAAGAAGGGAGUGGCUAUGAGUUUGAAGGGAUAUCAGACACUUGGAGUAGAUGCAAGGUUAGAGGUGAGAGAGGUUGGGGAACACUAUGCUAUCCUCUCCUGGCAUAGUGGGCACAGCCUCCCUUCAACCCGUCUCUCCUGGCAAGCCAUAUAUUCAAAUGCACACACCCCCACGUAUACCACACGUGUCCUGGCGGGUACACAGAGCUUCAACCUGACUCACCUGCAGGCAGAAACAUUUUACAGAGUGUGUCUACAUUUAGGGACCAGUGAGGGGAGCAAGCAUGGCAGCAGGAGAUCAAGUGAGAGCAGAAAGCCUCAGUGUAUUUCAUUCAGAACAAAAGAUGUACCAGAGCCUCAGCCCAGCCUGCAGAUAAGCUCUGAGCUGACCUCCACAGCAGUCACACUGCUGAUCCUCGCACUCAUACUGAUGCUGUUGGCAGGCCAGGGCUGGGACACGGAGCCUGGCGAGGGGGGAGGAAAGCACCACAUCACUAUCCUCCAAGAAAUCAAAAGUCCCAAGGCUCUAAUCAUCAAUCAAAAACCAGAAGGGAGCUAUGAAAAUCAGUCCAAACAGAGUGAAAAGCUUCUAUUAUAUCAGGGCUGCUGAGAUUAUUCUUUGUGCAGUUUAAAACAUACACAUAAAUACUCAGACACAUCCAAAUGUGAAAAAAACAUACUUUGUGAAUCACAGCUAGAAGAGAGGAGUCAUAGCUCAGAGCAAUGGUGUAGAAAAAGAUUUGUAUUUAUUUUAUAUACCAUAUAAAGUAUAUAUUGACAUUGUUUCUGUGUAAAGAUGUAUUGUACAGAAUGCCUAAACUCUAUACAGGGAAAUAAAACUGGACAAUCACUUUCCUGCAUCACAGUGAGUAAACACAGGAGAGACAAAUGAAUCCGAGCUGCCCAUGGCCACUGAGCUGGAACUAAAGAAAACCUGCUUUAAAACAGGGACUGAUACUCGCAGAGGACAGCGGCUCACACCUCCAGGGUAUUUUUCAUCUUUCCUGUCUAAACAGGACACUGACUUUAUCCAGGCAGAUGUAACUCUGCCUUGAGACUGAAUGAAGUUUCCGCAUUGAUGUUAACAACCUUUUUGCUUAGCUUUCAGUAUAUUGGACUGGGUUGUCAAUCUUGCACAACAUAUACAGCAUAUUCAUCCAGAUUCCCUGCCUAAAGUCCCCACAUCCUA